AUGUCAGGCGACAGUGAGUGGAAGUCGGCCGAUCAGGGCGAAAAAUUGAAGUUGCUUCUCGAGGAGAGCCGGAGCGACAGCGAGAAAGCGGCGAUGCUUAUCGAAUUGCUGGAAACGGGCUUCUUCAACGCAAAUUCCCAGCUCGAAUCCGAAGAUGAUAGCGGAGAUGGAGUGGAGGAGGUCAGGCUGCCCAGCAGCGCCUCCGACCCCGAGCCUGAGAUCGACCUCGAGGGCGAUGUCGGGGUCAUAGCCGGAGCCGUGUCUAUAUCUGUUGGACCCCGUACGAAGUCUUCGAGUCUGUCUGGCCGCAGCUAUUUCGCUGCUUCCAGGAGAAAAGCAGCCGGCAAAGCACGAAACCGCAGCUCACAGUUCAGUCUCAAUGACGAUCCAACACUUCUUCAUAGCCGUCCACAACCCGUGUUCGAAUCUGGUGGGAAUGAACGAAAGAUAUGGCUCUCGAACCCACUCUCCUGGGUUAGAAAAAAGACCUUGAAUCUGUCUCGGCGCCUGGUCCACCAUCUCGAAAAGUUUGAGGAGGACCCGGAUGCGAAUGUCGACCCCCACCUGGCCUAUGGGGAGUUCUACGCAGCGGCCGUUUCCCCACGGGACGAGCCUCCCAAGUCGGCGUCACCCAGGGUUCCGUCCCAGUCUUUCGGCCGAAUGACAGCCAAUGACCAUAUCCCUUCAGCAACCGGGGUCGGAAGCAAAGAACCACCAGAGUCGUCGUCUAGAGGCCUGGAGCCGGAUCGUGAGAUGGGAGGUGGCACCCUCCCGCAGCCCCCAACGACAGCAGAAAGACCAAGCGAAUUCGAAGCCCUCUUACGAGCCAAGGUCUUCAAGCCCUUCAUCAAACUAACGGCAUUCCUACCCGAACCCCACUGGGACACCUCGGGCCAAUUCAUAGCGGAAAGAGAAAGGGAGGUGAGAGAGACGCUGAAAGAAGUCGAACUCGGAGUCGGCAUCAAUGUCUCUGGCUUCGGCGUCGAGGUCAGCUCGAAGGGGUUCCUACCGCUCGUCAAACCAUAUCAGUGGAUCAACAUGUGGCGAAACGUCCCGCGGGAGAUGUAUGUCUGUGAUGAUCCCUCCGAACCCGGGGGAGAGGGGGAAGCAGGCGGCAAGCUGGACAUGGAGAAGCUCCACGAGCUCGAGAACGAACUCAUGAGCUCGGUGAAGUACCAAUGCGGCCAAAGCGAGUACAUGACCGUCAUAACCUACAGCGACGACGUUAAAUCGGGCGCUGUCGCCUUGCUCAAGGCCGAGUUCGGCAGCGGGCGUGCCGUCACGGGGCUGCGCUUGGAGGCGCGCUUCAAGGACAUGCCCAGGGAGGUAUGCCGCAUGUUGGCCAGGGACGGAAACCCGAAUCGUAUCGAGCUGAGACGAGUUGGGAGGACGCUGAGCUGUCGAGCACGGGGGAAACAGCCCGCACCGCGCCCGGUGGCAGUCGUUUCAGGGAGGAAGAACUUGAAGGAAUGGACAAGUAUCGGCCGAGGCUGGAGGAAAGCGCUGCACAUCACUCUCCAUGACGAUUUGGACUGUGACUUGUCCCCUAGGGAAGGGCUCGUUGCGACGGUUCCGCAGAUGCUGGCGCUGCUCCACCUUAGUUGUCGUGCCGUCGACUUCGUGCCGUCAACCCCGAUCUUUAGCUUUGAACCGCCGCUUUCAGGCAAGGUUGAUGGUCUUGCUUCCAAGAUCCGAAGGGGAAUCAAGCUGCUCGGCCCGCCGAGCGGUGCGCCCCACGUGGGAAACUCGGUGACGAUUGCGGUUUUAUUCUCGCGCGAAUCCCGCUGGGUGACGGAACAGCUAUUUUGGGCUUAA
Messenger RNA from Canariomyces notabilis, 1815 nucleotides. RefSeq lists its product as uncharacterized. Bases 1 to 1815 code for a protein of 604 amino acids. NCBI's taxonomy places the organism in Eukaryota, Fungi, Ascomycota, Sordariomycetes, Sordariales, Chaetomiaceae. The record is from RefSeq and is a predicted model, not a curated record. The transcript has 3 exons.